UGACCGUCGAUCAGCAGGCUCCCCGGACCGCCGCAUCCGCAUGUCUCAACCGACCCUCAACUCCAGCCUGAGUGGCAUCAACUUCUUCGGCAUGAAUCGCGUAGGUGGCGGUCGGCUGUCCUACACGAGUUUGCGCGCCACUUCCGGCGACAACAGCAUCAACGAGGAGGAGAGACUGUCGACGCCGAAUGUGCACGCCCUGGGCGGUAGCGGCAGUCCUCGUGGAAGUUUAACGAUGGAGCGCAGCUCGUCUAGGCUGUCGCAGCCGGAUGUGCGCAGGUUUAAUUUACGGCAGGAUAAACGCGAACGACUGUCGCAACCCACUUUGGUUACCGGGGACUAUUACCCUGGUCGAGGUCAACAACGACUAUCCCAACCUUGCUUGAGCAGCGGCCGUGAAGGUGUUAUCGGCGUCCACUCGCCCUCACCACCGCCAUAUCCUCUGAAGCACAAGCGGUUCGUACCGGGUGCGCUGCAGACUUGUCAACGCGACCGUCUUUCUCAGCUGGACAUCGGCUCCAAAUAUCGGAACAUCAUGAAGGACUUAGGUGGAGGCAGGGACAACUCGCAGGUGAAGUUCAACCGCGAUCGUUUCUCCAUACCGGAGCUGGAGACGCAGAACGAUCUGCGACUGAUCGCCGGCACACCGAAGCAACGCUUCAGCUUGGACAGUCAGCUGGCGAAGCAGCGUUUCAGUUUAGACAGCCAAGACAGCUGCAAGUCCAGGCUGUUACCAAUCGCCAGCUCGCCGAUCUUCGAGCAUCAGCAGAUGAAGACCGAGGAGAUGACCGGCAUGACAUCCGGCCGGCUAAAGAGUCCUACCUGCGAGGGUUUGGAGAGCGUGCUCGUAGCGAGCACGUCGCCGCUCUUCCCGCCCAGCGAGAGACGCUUGCUCGGGCCGGAUUUCCCGUUCCCGAGAAAGUCGUCCAAGUCGCCGUCGCCGACGAAAACGUCGGACGUGAAAACUAUCGGCAAACCACCGCCGAUCCCGAUCAGGGAGAGAAUGUCUGUGCCGGAAAUUAGGAACUCGAGUCUGCGCAGAUUACUGGAUCCACCAACUCGCCAACGGCAUAGUAUCGCUGGCAACCUCAGGCAGACGUUGCUGACGCCGAUUAAGCUGCAGGACUUCGGCGGCACUGGUGGCAGGAAGUCACCGCGAUAUUCGAUCGACGACGCGUUGGAGAAGCUCAAGAGGAUCGAGAAGGAGGAGAAUCGACGGAACCAAGAGAUGAACGAGGAGAAGGUCCAGGUGAAGGAGCAGGAUCAGCAGCAACAACAGCAGCAGCAACAGCAGGAGCCGAAGCACAUUCAGAAGCAUUACUCGUAUACCUACGAAACCGGCGAAGACGGUAGCGUCUCAUCGUCGUUGGGCAAACUCAGUGUAGGCGGCGCACCGAAGCGCAAGUACCUGGAGAGCAACUUCGACGAGAACGAGCAAGUGAUCACGACGGUAAUUGAGACGGACGUGCCGAUGAUCAUGUCGAGUCCGCGGCUAAAGUUCGCGAAGAAGAUGCAGGCGUAUUCAAGCGAGACGCCCAAGUGGAUUCGCAAAUACCUGGAGGGUGAGAGCCCGAACAUAGGUAGGAAGACUUCCACCGGCGGCGGCGGCAGCGGCAAAGAGACCGGCAGGAUCAACCGGAGGAGCAGUCGCAGGAAGAGUUCGCUGGAGUCGAUCGAGUCGGUGACGAAGAAACCCGAGGAGAAGCCGCGAUCCAAGUCCGUCAGCUGCGAGGAAAGGAACACCAAUGGCAUUACGGUCGCCGUCGCGGAGCAGAAAAGCGUGAUGAAUACUUAUGUGAGAAUCGUACCGUCCAGUAAUGCCCAGGAGAACAGGUACGAGGUCGGCGUGGAGUCCGCGGUUUCGGACUGGAAAACCGACAGUCGGGGCCCGUAUGGGGACGAUACCGACACGGACGAUUCCACAUCGAUUUAAUUUCUAGUUUUAAUACAUACACGAACAAACAAACACACACACACACACACACUAGAGAUGUGCAAA
This is a messenger RNA of Harpegnathos saltator (Jerdon's jumping ant), 1999 nucleotides long. RefSeq lists its product as uncharacterized. The record is from RefSeq and is a predicted model, not a curated record. The coding region runs from base 41 to 1933 and encodes 630 amino acids. The transcript has a single exon. NCBI's taxonomy places the organism in Eukaryota, Metazoa, Arthropoda, Insecta, Hymenoptera, Formicidae.